AUUCAUGUCUCUCCCUCUGCUGUCCUCCUCCACCACAGUGGUGCUGCUGCUAAAGUGAUUGCUGCUGGCCUGGUGACAGUAGGCGGUGGCGUUGGAGGUACAAUACUCUACGCAAAAUGGGACCACAAGUUCAGAGCCGCCGUGGAGAACAAUGUUCCAUACUCGGACUGGCUCCUGGGUCUGGCUCUGGGACCUGUUCCUCAAGGUGGCAUCAACAAACAGAUGGAGAUGGCCCAGCCUGCCUCUAUGAUGGAGAAACCGGUGAAGGCGCCCAAAGAGAAGAAGAAGGUGAAGGAGGCAGAGAGUCCAGCCAAAGAGACAAGUCCCGUCCCAUCACAGCCCGCACAGAGCAUAGAGGAGGCUUCAGCAGAAGCUACUCAUAUCAUCUCAGCCAUCAGUGAGAUCUCUACAGUCCCUGCUCCAUGUGACACAGAGGCAGCAGCAGUAAAAGAGGAGUGCGAAGAGUGCCACGAGCAUACGGAGCCUCCAGUGACAGCACUGGUUCACCCCGACACAGAGGCCCCGCUGCGAGAGAGACCAGUAGAGGAAGUGGCAGCCAGGCUGGCUCAACAAGACCAGGAGGAACAGGACACCCUCGCAUCUGUAUCAGCCAGUCUUGAGGACUCACUGGCCAGCUCGGCUAAAGCUACACUGCAGGCCAUUGGAGCUCAGGAGGCAGCCCUGCAGGCUAUCGCACAGCACACACACAAACUGAAGGAGGCUAUGGAAGCAGAGGUCCCACCUCAGGAGAAGUCGGCCCAGUGGAAGGAUCUGGAAGCUGCUCUAGCUGAUAGAACCGCUGCCGUGAAUGCUGCUGGAACUGCUCUGUUGAAUGCCAAUGAAGCUCUGGGCAGUCUCAAGUCAGAGAUUGACCAGUCUAAAGGGCUGAAGGUCUCUGCUGUUCGCCCACUGGUUUUAGCAGCAGAGGAGAAUCUCCAUAACAUGGUGGUGGACUUGGACAAAGUGGUCACGAAGGUGCAGUCUGCAGAGUCAGAAUCUAAGAUUGUCACCCAGUACAGUGAACUGGUUAAUGAAGCCAAACUACAGUUCCAGAGGGAAGUAAGCAGCCUCACUCCAGAGAUCCAGGCCAACUGGAAGGGACUCACCGGUAAACUGUCAGCGGAUGACCUGAACGCCCUGAUCGCCCACGCACACCGUCGCAUUGACCAGCUGAAUCGAGAGCUGGCUGAGCAGAGAGUCAGGGAGCAGAUCCACAUUGAUGCAUCGCUGGAGCAGCAGAAGUUGGAGGACCAGAAAGCCCUGGAGAAAGCUGUUCUCACUGCCGUGCAGCACGUCAAGGAGGACACCCGGCUGGAGCAGGAGAGGAAGCUGUCUGAAUUAAGGGAAGUGAUGGAGGCAGAGAUGAGGACUCAGCUCCGGCGUCAGGCAGCUGCUCACACGGACCACGUCCAAGAUGUCCUCAAAGUCCAGGAGACGGAGCUGAGAGCUGAUGCUGAGCAGGUCCUGGGCAGUAAGAUGCUGGAGCAGGAGACCCACUACCGCCAGCUGAGCCAGGAACAGCUGGAUAACUUCACUCUGGAUAUGAACACUGCCUACGCAAGACUGAAGGGGAUGGAGGAGGCCAUAGACAGUCAUGUGGUAGCAGAGGAGGAGGCCCGUAAAGCCCACCAGCUCUGGCUCUCUGUGGAGGCUCUUAACUACUCGUUAAAGAUGGCUGACGCUGACUCCCCCACCAUGCCUCUAGAGGGCGCUGCUCAGGCUGUGCGAGACAGCUGCCACGACAAUCACUUUGCCUUGGCUCUGGCAACGGCCCUUCCAGAAGAAUCCCUGCAGCGCGGCGUGUACAGCGAGGCCUCCCUCCGUGCCCGCUUCAACUCCCUUCGAUCGCUGGCUCGCCGAGUCGCCCUCGUCGACGAAACUCACAACUCCUUGUACCAGUAUUUCUUGUCCUACCUCCAAGCUGCGCUGCUGUUCGAGGCCAAACAGGAAGCCCCACCCGGCCAGCUGGGCAGCGAGGAUUUAGACCCAUUCAAGCUUCUGUCGUAUGCUAGCUUCUGCUUAGAGCAUGGGGAUCUGGAGUUGGCAGCUAAACUGGUGAACCAGUUGAGAGGAGAGGCCAGGAGAGUGGUGGAGGACUGGCUGACUGAAGCCAGACUCACACUGGAGACUAGGCAGGUGGUCAGUCUGCUGUCUGCUUAUGCAAAUGCUGUGGGGUUAGGAACCACCCAGGCUCCGUAGGUUGCCACGCUCAUGUAACCUGGCAACCCUUAAAGGAACAAUCCACUGAAAGUCCCUCUUUUGAGUAUCAAGGAGUCUCCACUGGCUUGAAAGGUGGCGAGGUGGUGUUGGGGGAGUGUUUGAUGCUCACUAGAGAUUGUUAGUGGUGUAUUCCUUUAAGGGGACUGAAGUUAACCAAAUGAUUCAAGUUCAGAUGUAACAUAAGUAACAGAAUCGUUUUAAAGUCACUAUGGAGGAUAUUUUGAAUAAUUGAAUUAUUGCACUUAUCAAUCUAGUCUUGUCAAUUCUACUGGUUUGGUUCAGGUAUUUACCCCCCCCACCCCCCCUCUAACCCUGAAUGAAGCCUAAGACUCGUUGAAGAAUGUCCGGCUGCAUUUCUUUUUGUCAACACUGCACAUGUUCCAAUAAAUCAUCAACUACUAUGCU
Molecule: messenger RNA, 2625 nt
Organism: Anarrhichthys ocellatus (wolf-eel)
Lineage: Eukaryota; Metazoa; Chordata; Actinopteri; Perciformes; Anarhichadidae
Gene: immt
Product: inner membrane protein, mitochondrial (mitofilin)
Exons: 12
Biological process (GO): cristae formation
Cellular component (GO): MICOS complex
Source: RefSeq, a predicted model, not a curated record